UUCCAGACCCGUGUAUACCAACCCACGUGUUAGGAAAGGUUAUCUCGCUUCUAAUAUAUUGUCAAAGCUUUUACACGUUUUAUGAUUACAUUUCAACUGUCGCACAAAGAGAGAAACAGUUUUAUAAAACGGUGAAAGUGUCCGGCUAUCCGCAUGGAAACGUUACAGCUGAGAAAUUUUAAGGAUUUCCUUCUGCUCUACAACCAGAUAUCUGAGACGUGUUUCAAGAAAUGUGCGAAUACUUUUCUCUCGAGAGAGAUUACCUCUGAUGAAAAUCUCUGCGUGAGCAACUGCGCGCAGAAAUACAUCCACGCUAAUCACAAGAUAAUGGAAAUAUUCAUGGAGGUGCAACCCAUACUGGUGCAGAAAAGAAUGAACGAAAUGAACCAAGCUCAGGCGGCCUUAGAAGCACAAGAUCAGCAGCUCAAAGUGGAAGAGAAUCCACAAUGAUACAUCUUCGCUAGUUACAUGUGGUAAAUUCAAUAGUUUCUCAAUUUUUUCAGUUUGCUUCGCAACGUAAGUCGCGUAGAUCUAUCGACAUGUAUAUAAACUAACCAUUCAAGAAUGAUUCGAAGGCACAAGAAGGCUAAGAGCCAUGACAGGUUGUUCUAAAUAAUAUUAUAAAUUUAUUGCGAAAAAUGUCACCUCACUAAGCAGGUAUCCCACCAAUUCGAUUGAUUGUGAGGCAUGCAUACUUUUCUAUAUUUCGUAAUAAAUGUAGAAUAUUAUUUAGACACUAACAUCCUGCCACGGCUCUUAGUCUUCUUAUUCCUCCAAAUUUGUGUUUAACACAUCUGAGCCUUACGAAUUUCAUCAUUUAACAAUGUCUUACAAAUGUACAUACAAAUGUGGAUAUAUAUGUAUAUCUAGAAGAAAAUGCGCAAUUUAUAUCUCCUCCCAUUUCUUUAUAUUGGUCGUGUAAACAUUUAAGUAGAUAUAU
Molecule: messenger RNA, 940 nt
Organism: Vollenhovia emeryi
Lineage: Eukaryota; Metazoa; Arthropoda; Insecta; Hymenoptera; Formicidae
Product: mitochondrial import inner membrane translocase subunit Tim10 B
Exons: 3
Coding region: 154-450 (98 amino acids)
Cellular component (GO): mitochondrial intermembrane space chaperone complex
Source: RefSeq, a predicted model, not a curated record